Molecule: messenger RNA, 453 nt
Organism: Fraxinus pennsylvanica
Lineage: Eukaryota; Viridiplantae; Streptophyta; Magnoliopsida; Lamiales; Oleaceae
Source: the annotation of a GenBank genome assembly
AUGUUUUUUCUUCAGAAUCUGAUUAGUGGGUAUCUAAAGUCUGGGGCUUCUGUUGGAAUUGGGGUCUCUUUGUCCAUCUUGAAAGCAUAUGGCAAAGAGCUAGGAACAGCCGAAGCUACUCAAUUGGUUACAAAAAUUACUAGUUUGGGGCUUCAGUUGGAUGUUGGUAGCUAUGAAUCUCUCGUAGAAACAUCCAUGUUAUGCCACGAUUUCCAGUCAACAUUUUCUUUAUUUGGGAACAUGAGAGAAUCAAGAAUACGUGACUUGAAAGGCAGCUAUUUGACUAUAAUGACAAGUUUAAUAGAAAACCAUUUGCCUGAGCUCAUGACAGUUUUCUUGGACAACGUUGUUGAGGACCCCCUAGCUGAAGAUGUACCCAUGAUUGGAAUUCAAUUAUUCACGCCUUCUGUAAGGCCGGGCAGUUGGAAGAUGCAAGGAAGUCUUUCAGGAUGA